CCCCAUCGCUUCUCCGAAGUGGUGAGCCCUGGAGAUCCGGAGCCGAGGGUCUGGGUCCGCGGGAGGCUCUGCUGGGGUGGCCGCCGGACUUGGAUCAGAGAAGCACUUAGGAGACGCGGUGCAGUCGAACAGAGUCACCAUGGGGUCCACAGCCCCGGGGCCCAUUCACCUGCUGGAGCUGUGUGACCAGAAGCUCAUGGAGUUUAUCUGCAACGUGGACAAUAAGGACUUGGUGUGGCUCGAAGAGAUUGAGGAGGAGGCCCAGCGCAUGUUCACCAGUGAAUUCAGCAAGGAGCCCGAGCUGAUGCCCAAAACACCUUCUCAGAAGAACCGACGGAAGAAGAGACGGGUUUCUUACAUUCAGGAUGAAAACAGAGACCCCAUCCGGAAAAGCAGGUUGUCCCGCAGAAGGACCCGGAGCAGCCAGCUGAGCUCCCGGCACCUCCGCAGCAAGGACAAGGUGGAGAAGCUGGCCACGGUGGUCGGGGAGAACGGCUCCGUCCUGCGGCGGGUGACCCGUGCUGCGGCCGCGGCGGCAGCAGCCACCGCAGCAUUGGCUGCUCCUUCGCCCACCCCCGAGUCUCCCACAGUGCUGGCCAAAGAGCCUGAAAAUAGCCUGGCCCAGGGCCCGCUGGUGCCUGUGGUGGAGAUCGGCGUCAGCGAGCGCCAGAGUGCCGAGCUGCACCUGGGCCGGCUCAAGUCCGCCCGGGCUCCUUCCCCGACUCCGUCCCUUGUAGCCACGGCUCCCGCCUCCCACAGCAGCUUGAUAUCCGAUGAGGAAUCAACACCCCAGAAGCCGGAGACUGGGAGACUGGCGUCUGUCACCGUGAGCUCCCUGAUGGCUACACCCCAGGACCCCAAGGGCCGAGGGGGCGGAGCCAGCAGGUCCGCCUCCAAGCUCAGGAUUGCGCAGGCCUCCCCGGGCCCGCAGGAUUUGGCGGGCUCUCCGGCCUCGCCGUGGCAGGAGCGGGUGCUGGCUCCCAUCCUGCCCGAUAACUGCUCCACGCCCACGGGCGCCCACCUAGACCCGCAAUCCGUGCGGCGCAGCCUGAUUGCCCCGUCCUCCCCGGGCCGCCAGGUCUCGCUGGCCCAGAAGUACUCCCUGGUGGCCAAACAGGAGAAGCCAGUCCGCAGGUCAAGCAGAAGGAUUGGCAAGAAAGCCACUGAAGAGCCAGCUGCCUCCGCCCGUAUCAUCUGUGAGUCUGGGGGCCCAACAGGAGGUCACAGUUACCUGGAGAGGCUCCUGAAUAUUGAGGUGCCCCAGAAAGUUGGCCCUGAGCAGAAGCAGCCCAGCGAGGAGGCCGAGCCUGCACAGGCGGCCGAGCCUGCACAGGCGGCUGAGCCAGAGGGCCCCAAGCAAGACAGGAGUACCCUGUGGCCCCGCAGUGCCACCAAGAUCGCCAUUAGCACACCUGGCUCGCAGCCUGUGGCUGGUGGCCAGGAGACGCCCUCCAAAGGGCGGCAAGAGCCCAAGACUGACCAAGCAGAUGGCCCCAAGGAGCCACCCCAGAGCGUCAGGAGGAAGCGCAGCUACAAGCAGGCCGUGAGUGAGCUGGACGAGGAGCCGCAGCUGGAGGACGAGGAGCUGCAGCCCCCCAGGAGCAAGACCCCUUCCCCACCCUGCCCGGCCAGCAAGGUGGUGCGGCCCCUCCGGACCUUCCUGCACACCGUGCAGAGGAACCAGAUGCUCAUGACUCCGACCUCGGCCCCCCGCAGCAGUGUCAUGAAAUCCUUCAUUAAGCGCAACACUCCCCUGCGCGUGGACCCUAAGUGCAGCUUCGUUCUCCUGCCACCCAGUAACCUUUAUUGCCAGAACAGCUCCCAGGACCCCACGGCGCUGGGAGGGGGCGCUAAGUCUUUAUUGGGAAGGACGCCCGCCCGUCUUCCCUCACUGCCGACGGUAGACGCACUCAGUGUCAGGGAGAAGGAGCGGCAGCGCCUGGAGAACCUGCGGAGGAAGGAGGAGGCGGAGCAGCUCCGCAGGCAGAAGGUGGAGGAGGACAAGCGGCGGCGGCUGGAGGAGGUGAAGCUGAAGCGGGAGGAGCGCCUCCGCAAGGUGCUGCAGGCCCGGGAGCGGGUGGAGCAGAUGAAGGAGGAGAAGAAGAAGCAGAUCGAGCAGAAGUUUGCUCAGAUCGACGAGAAGACCGAGAAGGUUAAGGAGGAGCGGCUGGCGGAAGAGAAAGCCAAGAAGAAGGCAGCAGCCAAGAAGAUGGAGGAGGCGGAGGCGCGCCGCAAGCAGGAGGAGGAGGCGCGGAGGCUCAGGCGGCUACAACAGGAUGAGGAAGAGCGGCGGCACCAGGAGCUGCUGCAGAAGAAGAGGGAGGAAGAGCAGGAGCGGCUGCGCAGGGCGGCCGAGGCCAAGAGGCUGGCGGAGCAGCGGGAGCACGAGCGGCAGCUGGCGGAGCAGCAGGAGCACGAACGCAGGAGGGAGCAGGAGCGGCUCCAGGCCGAGAGGGAGCUGCAGGAGAAGGAGAAGGCCCUGCGGCUGGAGAGGGAGCUGGAGGAGAAGAAGAAAAAGGAAGAGCAACAACGCCUGGCCGAGGAGCGGCUGCUGGAGGAGCAGCAGAGGAAAGCCAGGGAGGCCGCGGCGGCCAGCAAAGGCCUGAAUGUGACCGUGGACGUGCAGUCUCCAGCUUGUACCUCCUAUCAGAUGACUCCCCAGGGGCACAGGCCGCCCCCCAAGAUCAACCCGGAUAACUACGGGAUGGAUCUGAAUAGCGAUGAUUCCACCGAUGACGAGGCCCAUCCCCGGAAGCCCAUCCCCACCUGGGCCAGAGGCACUCAGCUAAGCCAGGCCAUCAUCCACCAGUACCACCACCCCCCAAACCUGCUUGAGCUCUUUGGAACCAUCCUCCCGCUGGACUUGGAGGACAUCUUCAAGAAGAGUAAGCCUCGCUACCACAAGCGCACCAGCUCUGCCGUCUGGAACUCGCCGCCCCUGCUGGGCCCCAGGGUCCCCAGCAGCCUGGCCUAUGGCCUGAAGAAGUACUGAGGCCCCCAGGUGUUCCCAGCAGUCUCCACGCCUGCGUGUGUCUGUGUGUCCGCCUCUCUGUUGGUCUGGUGGCAUCCUGCCUGGUGUUCCGUCUCCAGGGGUUUGGCUGUGUGUAUAUAAAUGUCCUCUGUGCGCCGGGGGUUGCAAGUCGCGCAGGCCUGUUUGGAAGCUGCACUCGGCGGGUGUUUGGGGGAGAACCUGCCCAGCCCCACCUGGCCUGCAGACAGCGCUCUGUAAAUAGACUGUUAGAAUUCAGCUGAAUUUUAGCCUCUAGUGUUUGAGAGCUAGAUUAAUAAAGUCUGUUCCUUUAAGCCUGCUGUGGGUAUUGUAGAGAUGGGGGCCUUGGCAGAAUGCCCCUGGCUCCCGGCCCCGCAGCCGUGUGUCUCAGGCCACCGCUGGGCCGGGGACCAAGGUGCUGUUCCUCUUCCUGGAGUAUGCUUCCGGCUGACGCAACGGGUGAUUGUGAUGCCGUCUUUGGGCCACGCUGAGAAACACUUGAGUUACUCGCGUGAUGGGGCAAGCGAAGAUACUUCUGACUUUCGGGGGAGCUCCCUGUUUGUAAAAGGGAGCUUGCCCAGUGGGAAAGAUGUGGGGUCGAGGUCAGGAGGACUGGGCUCUUGACACAGCUCUGCCACCUAAGACAGUCCCUCGGCCCUGCAGGCUCCACGCUUGCCGCAUGGACGGUCAAAGGACCUGAGAACGCGUGCACGCUGCUGAAGCAGGAGCUCUGAUUACAAAGAUGUCUCCUGAAACCACCUUGGGACCAGCGCUUGCAAGCAGUUGGAAUGUUUCUCCGACAAAACCAUGUAGCUGCUAAUUAAAUGCUUAGUGUCCGUGGAAGCUGGCCCAGGGCCCGUCCCAUGGCUGCCUGCUGUGCUCUCAGUGUGCGGUGGCUAGUUGCUUAUCAUCCGCUCCAGCCCCCAGAACGAAAGUUGGUGAACCGUGGCCUCAGGGGCCAAAUCAAACCUCAGUGUGUUUUUAUAAAGUUUUAUUGGAACCUUCCCAAUUGCAGCAAAUGCCUCGUCUCUGGGUGCUCUUCCGAGGGCAGAGUAAGUAGUUGCAAGCAAAGCCUGACGGCGCACAUAGCUGAAAAGCUUUACUAGGACCCCCUACAGAAAGUCUGCUGACCCCAGCUUUAGGACAAAAUAAAGGCUAAGUUCAACAGUGUCUGAAAAUGAGGAACUGGUGAACACAGACAAUAGACUGAAGUUCAGAGGAGUCUACCCAUAAAAAAAAAAAAAAAAAACAAAAAAAAACCAUCUGGAGUUCUGGGUGCCUCUGCCGGUUAAGUCUGACAUUCGCUCAGGUCGUGAUCUCACGGUUUGGGAGUUCGAGCCCCACAUGGGGCUUUUCGCUGAUUAGGAUUCUCUGUCAUUCCCUCUCUCUCUGCCCCUCCCGCACAAUCUCAAAAUAAAAACGAAACCUUUGACAGUUCAUUCAAAUAUGGUGCACGAUCCCAAUUUGUUCUGUAUGCCCUGGAAGCUGUUGUGGUGCGUUCAUUGGUGAGUGUGUCUCCACCUAAAACCACAUUGUCAAGAUAUUACUUUUUCUGAGCAUUUUUGUGUUUGAGAGAAAGUUGUUCAGCCAAAAGGUAGUUAUAGUUGCCGCGCACCUUCACCAGCACUUGGUAUUGGCAGUAUUUUCUUAUUUUAGCCCUUCUGAUAUGUAGUGAAAUCUCAUCAUGGUUUUAAAGGGUUUUGGUUUUUGGUUUUUGGUUUUUGAGAGAGAGACAGUGAGAGAUGGGCAGAGGGAGAGGGAGAGAGAGAAUCCCAAGCAUGUCUCACACUCCAUGCUGAGCCUGACAGGGGAGGGGGGGCAGGAGGCUUGAGCCCACCUGAGCCAAACAUCAAGAGUCGCUCGCUCAAUGGACUGAGCCACCCCAGGCGCCCCUCAUCAUUGUUUUAAUUCACAUUCUGCUAAUGGCUGAUGAUGGUGAACAUUUUUCCACGUGCUUAUUUGCCAUCUGCAUAUCUCGGUUGAAGUGUCUGUUCAAGACUUUUGUUCAUUUGUCAGUUGUGUUGUUUUCUUACCGUUGAGUUUAUCAUCUUUAUGUAUUACGGGUACAAAUCUGCUGUCAAUAUGUGCUUGGCAGUAUGUUUUUUCUUGGUCCGCAGCUUUCCUUUUCAUUCACUUAAUGGUGUUUUUCAUAGAGCAAAAAAUUUAGUUUUGGUGGAGUCCCAAUUUAUCAUUCUUUUUUUUUUUAUGGAUUGUACUCUUUGGUGUCACAUCUAAGAAACCUUUGUCUAGCCCUGGUUCUCAAAGCUUUUCUCUUAUAUUUUCUGCGAAAUGUUUUAGAGUCUUAUAAAUACUACUUUUACAUUUA
Leopardus geoffroyi (Geoffroy's cat) is the source of this 5315-nucleotide messenger RNA. It is a transcript of the gene INCENP, whose product is annotated as inner centromere protein. Gene Ontology annotation, cellular component: kinetochore; chromosome passenger complex; meiotic spindle midzone. Bases 140 to 2992 code for a protein of 950 amino acids. Gene Ontology annotation, biological process: meiotic spindle midzone assembly; positive regulation of protein serine/threonine kinase activity; mitotic cytokinesis. Lineage: Eukaryota; Metazoa; Chordata; Mammalia; Carnivora; Felidae. The record is from RefSeq and is a predicted model, not a curated record. The transcript is spliced from 20 exons. Gene Ontology annotation, molecular function: protein serine/threonine kinase activator activity.